GAAACCUCUUUCGAAAGCUGUUCUUCUGGUUACGCUUAAACCCCGGAAACACAGAGAGGAUGGACAGAGCCUCUGCUCCACACAUUUAAUUUGUUUGUAGUUCAAAUUAGAAACUGAAUUUGCCACGUCUUCCAAGAUGUCUGCAUCAGCUAUUUUUAUUCUGGAUCUGAAAGGCAAGGUGUUGAUAUGUCGGAAUUACAUGGGGAAUAUGGAUAUGGGUGAGAUCGAUCACUUCAUGCCCAUUAUGAUGAAGAAUGAGGAGGAUUCCGAACUCUCCCCUGUCCUGAGCCACGGAUCGACUCAUUUCCUUUGGAUCAAGCACAGCAACCUCUACCUGGUUGCAAUGACUAAGAAGAACUCCAAUGCAGCCCUUGUGUAUUCAUUUCUGUACAAAAUAGUUGAGGUUUUCACAGAGUAUUUCAAGUCACUGGAGGAGGAGAGCAUCCGGGACAACUUUGUGACUGUAUAUGAACUCAUGGAUGAGAUCAUGGACUUUGGCUUCCCCCAGACCACAGAAAGUAAAGUCUUACAGGAGUACAUCACCCAGCAGGGACACAAGCUGGAGGUGGGGGCUCCUCGACCCCCCGCCACAGUCACCAACGCCGUGUCCUGGAGGUCCGAGGGCAUCAAGUACCGGAAGAAUGAAGUCUUCAUGGACGUCAUUGAAUCUGUCAACUUACUGGUUAGCGCCUCAGGCAGUGUCCUUCGCAGCGAGAUCAUGGGCUGCAUCAAGCUCAAAGUCGUCCUGUCUGGCAUGCCCGAGCUUCGCCUGGGCCUCAACGACAAAGUGCUCUUCGAGAACACGGGCAGGGAGAAGAGCAAGGCAGUGGAGCUGGAGGAUGUGAAGUUCCACCAGUGUGUCCGGCUCUCGCGCUUCGAGAAUGACCGCACCAUUUCUUUCAUCCCACCCGACGGGGAAUCAGAGCUGAUGUCCUACCGCCUGAACACCACGAUGAAGCCUCUGUUUUGGAUUGAGAGUGUGAUCGAGAAGUUCUCGCACAGCCGAGUGGAGAUCAAGGUGAAGGCUCGCAGUCAGUUCAAGAGCCGCUCCACGGCCAACAACGUGGUCAUCCUGGUGCCGGUGCCCAGUGAUGCCGACUCGCCUAAGUUCAAAACCAGCACGGGCAGCGCCAAGUGGGUCCCGGAGAAGAAUGCCCUGGAGUGGACCAUCAAAUCCUUCCCUGGGGGAAAGGAGUACAUGAUGAGAGCUCAUUUUGGACUGCCGAGUGUGGAAAGUGAUGAAUUGGAGGGAAAGCGACCAAUCACAGUCAAGUUUGAGAUCCCUUAUUUCACCGUCUCUGGAAUCCAAGUGCGCUAUCUGAAGAUUAUUGAGAAGAGUGGUUACCAGGCUCUGCCAUGGGUUCGUUACAUCACACAAAGUGGAGAUUACCAGUUGCGGACAAAUUAGGAAGCAGCCAAACAGCCCCAGUGAAUCCUCUCUGCCUCGGAUCUCUUUUUCCUCUGGACAUUCCCGCAUGUCGACAGGAGAGGAUCAGAGGCUGGAAGAAGCCAGUCAAGUAACUUGAAUAAGCAACACACCAGCUUUUAUUAUGCUUCCAGAGCGUUGCGCCUGUGGGUGGUCUUUUCACCUGCAGACUCUUUUUUUUUUAUCUAAGCAGAGACUGGACUCAUCAGUGAGGACUUAAAAUUUACACUUUUUUUAUUUUACGGUUGGACUUUAUUGUCCAUCACAGUCACUGUGUGUUUUAGUGGAAGUGGUGUAAUAUCUGGGGGAAGAUUGAGGAUUAUUGAGCCUAUCAGAAGUUACAGUACCCUGUAUGGUUUUAUUACUGUGAGGGUUGUAAGCAUAAUAUCCCGGCCCAUGAAAUGAACACCAAGAGCACGAGAUCAAUGAUUUAUAAGCCUCAGCUUCACUAAAGCAAUGUUGUAACACUAUACCCAAACUAGACUAUCGCCAGGAGCAGGAGGCCAGAGAUCUGAAUAAUGCAGUCAUUUCCCUUACUUUCUCAUGCCACUUGCUAUUAGAGCAUGGCACAUGGCAGACAAAAACUAUACCCUGACUUAAAACUUAAAGACAAUAUGUGAAAACUUAAAUGGACUAAACGUGUGGCCAGAAAUGACUGGCACGUUCGAUGACAGCCACUUUUAGUCGUAAGGAUCCCAGUGAACAUUCUCCUUUUACAGAAAACUGGCAGAACUGAGAAUGUCUUGCAGGGAUGUUAAUGCUGUGCUUCCAAAGUUCUGACACUGCCCUCACAUUCAGUCUUUUGCGGGUCCUUGCAGGUACUGCCACAGGGAAUAUGCUCUCUGUCCGCCCUGCUCAGUAUGCAUCACACUCCUGGCGUUAUCAGUGAUGGUCCCCGCCUGCUGGAAUGUAGUUUGGCUUUACUGCAAAGCCAGCAGAAUUCAUUAUUCGUUGUUGGUUUAUGAAGACUGAACUUUUUUGGUUCACUUAUGCUGCACACAUUACAGUGUGAUAACCUCCUAAUAUUUAUUCCACUAUAUACUUGUAUACUUGUGUAUUUAAUAAAGAUGUUAUGCAUUCAUUGGGCAAUAAAAGGGUAAUUUUAAGAAAAACAAACAAAUAAACACAUUUUAUCAGCAUAA
Messenger RNA from Alosa sapidissima (American shad), 2568 nucleotides. It is a transcript of the gene ap1m3, whose product is annotated as adaptor related protein complex 1 subunit mu 3. The transcript has 12 exons. The record is from RefSeq and is a predicted model, not a curated record. Gene Ontology annotation, cellular component: clathrin-coated vesicle; clathrin adaptor complex. Gene Ontology annotation, molecular function: clathrin-cargo adaptor activity. NCBI's taxonomy places the organism in Eukaryota, Metazoa, Chordata, Actinopteri, Clupeiformes, Clupeidae. Bases 137 to 1408 code for a protein of 423 amino acids. Gene Ontology annotation, biological process: vesicle-mediated transport; intracellular protein transport.